Molecule: messenger RNA, 2627 nt
Organism: Neolamprologus brichardi
Lineage: Eukaryota; Metazoa; Chordata; Actinopteri; Cichliformes; Cichlidae
Source: RefSeq, a predicted model, not a curated record
GUGAAAGUAGAAAGUGUGUGUGAGUUGAAUCGAGCAGCAUGGAUCAGCGUGAGGACAGAGAGGAGGGAGUCCCUCCCUCUAAAACCACUCUGUGUGGGGAACAUGAGAGCCAGACCAAAGCUCAGAGGAACCAACCUGGACCUCCACCCAGCUCUGUGUCCUUAAGGAGUGAUUGGUCUAAAGAUGAAGCCAUUGAAUUUAAAUCCCAGCCUCUGUCUGCUGCAGAGAGGAUCAUAGAGAGACCUGCUGGACCUGCACCCAGCUCUGUGUCCUUAAAGAGUGAUCGGUCUAAAGAUGACCCCAUUGAAUUUAAAUCCCAGCCUCAGUCUGCUGCAGCGAGAGUGGACCAGGAGAGCUCAGAGGUUCCCAGUGGUCAGUCUGCCCAGCAUCAUCAAACACACCUGGACUCCAUAUUUAUGAUACUGGAGGACAAAAUCAUCACUUUUGUGAAGAACGAGCUGAAGAAGAUCCAGACAGAUCUGAGUCCAGAUGACCUACAAUGUUUUAAGAGUCAAUGUGAGGACGAGGAUGUCUUACAAAGUGUGAAUGAGGAACAGAGCAAGAGAAGCAGAGAAGCAUUUGUGACGAUUACAGUGGACUUACUGCAGAGAAUGAAGCAGAAUAAGUUCGCUGAGCGUUUGCUGAGAAGAACGGGAACUAGGAGCUUUCAGUGGAGUCAACGAAACCUUAAAUCUGCACUGAAGAAGAAGUUCCAGUGUGUGUUUGAGGGGAUUGCUAAAGCAGGAACCCCAACCCUUCUGAAUCAGAUCUACACAGAGCUUUACAUCACAGAGGGGAGGACUGCAGAGGUCAAUGAUGAACAUGAGGUCAGACAGAUUGAAACAAUAUCCAGUAAGCCAGACAGUCUAGAAGCCAUAAUCAGACAAGAAGACAUCUUUAAAGCCUCACCUGGAAGAGAUGAACCAAUCAGAACAGUGCUGACAAAGGGAGUGGCUGGCAUUGGGAAAACAGUCUUAACACAGAAAUACACACUGGACUGGGCUGAAGACAAAGUCAACCAGGACAUCCAGUUCAUAUUUCCAUUCACUUUCAGAGAGCUGAAUGUGCUGAAAGAGGAAAAGUUCAGCUUGGUGGAACUUGUUCAUCAGUUCUUUACUGAAACCAAAGAAGCAGGAAUCUGCAGCUUUGAAGACUUUCAGGUUGUGUUCAUCUUUGAUGGUCUGGAUGAGUGUCGACUUCCUCUGGACUUCCACAAAACUACAAUCCUAACUGACCCUAGAAUGUCCACCUCAGUGGAUGUUCUGCUGAUAAACCUCAUCAGGGGGAAACUGCUUCCCUCUGCUCGCCUCUGGAUAACCACACGACCUGCAGCAGCCAAUCAGAUCCCUCCUGAAUGUGUUGGCAGAGUGACAGAGGUCAGCGGGUUCACUGACCCACAGAAGGAGGAGUACUUCAGGAAGAGAUUCAGAGAGAAGAAGCAAAUCAGCACCAUUAUCUCCCACAUCAAGACAUCACAAAGCCUCCACAUCAUGUGCCACAUCCCAGUCUUCUGCUGGAUCACUGCUACAGUUCUGGAAGAUGUGCUGGAAACCAGAGAGGGAGGACAGCUACCUAAGACCCUGACUGAGAUGUACAUACACUUCCUAGUUGUUCAGGCCAAAGUGAAGAAGGUCAAGUAUGAUGGAGGAGCUGAGACAGAUCCACACUGGAGUCCAGAGAGCAAGAAGAUGAUUGAAUCUCUGGGAAAACUGGCUUUUGAUCAGCUGCAGAAAGGAAACCUGAUCUUCUAUGAAUCAGACCUGACAGAGUGUGGCAUCGAUAUCAGAGCAGCCUCAGUGUACUCAGGAGUGUUCACACAGAUCUUUAAAGAGGAGAGAGGAUUGUACCAGGACAAGGUGUUCUGCUUCAUCCAUCUGAGUGUUCAGGAGUUUCUGGCUGCUCUUUAUGUCCAUCUGACCUUCAUAAACUCCGGAGUUAAUCUGCUGGAAGAGCGAGUAAUUACAUCCCAGAAGUCUGAAGGAAGAGAAGAAUCUGCAUUGAGACACUUCUACCAGAGUGCUGCGGACAAGGCCUUACAAAGUCCAAAUGGACACCUGGACUUGUUCCUCCGCUUCCUCCUGGGUUUUUCACUGCAGACUAAUCAGACUCUCCUAAAAGGCCUGCUGACACAGACAGGAAGUACCAAACAGGAAACAGUCCAGUACAUCAAGGAGAAACUCAGUGAGAAUCUGUCUGCAGAGAAAAUCAUCAAUCUGUUCCACUGUCUAAAUGAACUGACUGAUCGUUCUCUGGUGGAGGAGAUCCAACAGUCUCUGAGAUCGGGAAGACUGUCCACAGACAAACUGUCUCCUGCUCAGUGGUCAGCUCUGGUCUUCAUCUUACUGUCAUCAGAAAAAGAUCUGGAUGUGUUUGACCUGAAGAAAUACUCUGCUUCAGAGGAGGCGCUUCUGAGAAUGCUGCCAGUGAUCAAAGCCUCCAACAAAGCUCUACUGUCUGGCUGUAAUCUCUCAGAGAGAAGCUGUGAAGCUCUGUGGACAGUUCUCAUCUCUAAGGUUUUUAGUCUUGGAGAACUGGACCUGAGUAAUAAUGACCUGCAAGACUCGGGAGUAAAGCUGUUGGCUGCUGGAUUGAAGAGUCCAAACUGUAUCCUGGAAACUCUCAGGUGA